Molecule: messenger RNA, 873 nt
Organism: Botrytis porri
Lineage: Eukaryota; Fungi; Ascomycota; Leotiomycetes; Helotiales; Sclerotiniaceae
Exons: 2
Coding region: 1-873 (290 amino acids)
Source: RefSeq, a predicted model, not a curated record
AUGAGGUUACUCGUUACUGGAAACGAAAUGGAUAAUGCUUUCGCGGUUGUGGAAACCGGCGGAACUAAGGAUAGGCCAAUUGGAUUCCAUUGUCACAAGGAGGCUCAUGAUGUAUUUUUGUGCGUGAAGGGUGUGCGGAAUGUAUGGGCAAAUGAUGAAGCGAGAAGUAUGGGUCCAGGUGAUUUUGCCAGCGCGCCACCGGAAGAAUUCUUCCGCUUCAUUGGUGAACCAUACUCUGGUCCCCUGUUCCCCACAAACGACAAUCGCAAUCCUUUUGAAGUUUUGAUUCCAAAACUUAUGGCUGCAACUGAGAAAUUCGAUAUGAUUCCAGUGCGUGAGAAGAAAAGUUUCGAUCCACAGCCAUGGAAUGGUACUGAAAAUAAGUUACCUGGAAAAUGUAAGAAUGGAGGAUACUUCCUCAAGGAGGGAGAAGGAGAAAAGACGGUCAUCGGUGGCACAGUAGUAAGAGCUAUGUGUAGGAGAGAGGAAACAAACGACAGAUUCUCUAUCUAUGACAUCUUAGGAAGUUCCAUACAUGCAUCCAAAGCAUUCAGCAAAGAAGUUAGGUUUGCAGACACACAUCAUGCUAUAUAUACAGUAGAUGGCGCGCUCAAGUUGACAAUUGGAGGAGAGGAGGUAAUAGCCCUAGCAGGAGAAACCACAUUUGUACCUGCGGGAACCAAGUUCAAGGUUGGCUUUGAAACCGUAUAUGCGAGAGCAUAUGUUUUGGCGAAUGGAGGUGGUUUUGGAGAGUUAUUAAAUGGGCUAGGAAGUGUAUAUGAGAGUGUGGCAGUACCAAAUGAGGUGGAGAGAAGCUGGGAUGAAGGAAAGCUGAAAGAAUUGGAAGCAGAAAUAGGAGAUUUGAGCUUUUAG